Molecule: messenger RNA, 1609 nt
Organism: Vombatus ursinus (common wombat)
Lineage: Eukaryota; Metazoa; Chordata; Mammalia; Diprotodontia; Vombatidae
Gene: SNTN
Product: sentan, cilia apical structure protein
Exons: 4
Coding region: 1-444 (147 amino acids)
Molecular function (GO): protein binding; transition metal ion binding
Source: RefSeq, a predicted model, not a curated record
AUGUGUGGUUGUACUGUGAGCACCAAGGAUCAAAAGCCCUGCUUCGGAGGGGAAGCCCAUCCUUCAGGAUCCCCUCCAGCAACCUCCCUGUCUCCAACAAUGCUGAAAAGCAUCCCGAUAUCCAAACAACUGUCUUCUGUGAAAGCUCUGGGGAAAGGCUCAGACCUGGAAAAAGCCUUUGCUACUGCAGCUCUGAUUUAUAAUAACUCUUCUGACCCAGAUGGUAAACUCAGUAAAUCCGUCGCCAAAAACUUACUGAAGACCCAGUUUAUGAAUUUCAUCCAGGGACAAGAAAACAAACCCAAGUAUAAAGAGAUCCUUUCUGAGCUUGAAGAGCAAACAGAGAAUAAACUGGGUUUUGAAGAUUUCAUGAUCUUGCUCUUGAGUAUUGCUCUAAUGUCGGAUCUGCUUCAAGAAAUCUGGACAUCAAAAAUCACCAAGUGAAAUGGCAUAUCAGAAUGGCUAGAGGACGCCCAGGCAGUAGAAGAUGGUGAUAAAAGGUGCUACCACCUUUGAUCAAUUGCAAAUUUGUCUAAAGUAUAAAGCUUGUUGUAAAAAAAAAAAAAACCCUCCAUAUGGAGCUUGCUCUGUUACAUAUCAGAUCCAUCUCUCAUACCUACAGUGUUACAUCACACUUCUCUCUCCCUUUAACAGUGGAAGUUUGAAGGUGACCUCUAGCAUCAACUGGUUUCUGGCAUCCUGGUUUCCAAGAGCACUCUAUUGUGAGUCAGUUUCUCCUGAGUUAUAGGGAAAGAGCGCUAGUUUGAAUCAGAAGGCCUGAGUUUAAAUCCCUUUUCUCUCUCUUUUCUCAUCCAUAAAAUCAGGAGGUUAGACUCGACCUCCAAGGUCCCUUCCAUCUCUAGACCUGUGAGCUUACUUUGUUAGCAUGAUUAGAGGUACAACUUAGAAAGAUUUUCACCUGGACUUCACCAAAAGCUAUGGCCGUUGGUAGCACAGAGGAGAAUGCCCCUGUCACCAUAUGCUAGUGAAGGCUCUGGGCACAAGUAUCCUCAUCACUUUGUGUUCUGAUGCAGUACUUUAUAAACCUAACACCAGACAGUGGCUGAGCCUCUAGGAGACUAGACAGUUGCCCCCAGGCUCCUGAACUUAGCUUGAGGAAAUAUAAAUCACAUUAUAGCGAGAAGGCACCUUAAACUCUUUCUGAAUUAAUACCUUAUUGAAUGGCACCAGGAAAUCUAAGGGAUUGAUACAGCCUCCAGGUUGGAGUCAGAGAUUGUAUCCAUAGAGCACAACAGGGAAGGGGUGAACAGGGCUGAGAUGAUCUAGUUUAUUAGACUGUUGUCAUUAGCUAUUCUGAAUAAUUCAGACCUAAAAUAAUUGUGAGUUGUUUUUUUUUUCUUUUAAAUCGAAACUAUCCUGAGCAACUCUCCACACAGCCUGGUUAACCAGUCAGUUACAAUGGCCCUCCUCCUCCCAAGAGAGGAAACAGCUUAUGCAAUACAGGAAAUACUUUGAUUGUAAAAACUGUCUUUUGUGAAAUUGAGUGUUUAGUUAUUAACCUGUUUUUGUUUGCUUGAAUUUGCUGUUUACUGAGGGCAGUGGCUCCAAAAAAAUGGAAUACAGCAACAAUAAACAUUUAUUAAACAUU